Molecule: messenger RNA, 1443 nt
Organism: Aureobasidium namibiae CBS 147.97
Lineage: Eukaryota; Fungi; Ascomycota; Dothideomycetes; Dothideales; Saccotheciaceae
Product: putative beta-glucosidase
Exons: 4
Coding region: 1-1443 (480 amino acids)
Biological process (GO): carbohydrate metabolic process
Molecular function (GO): beta-glucosidase activity
Source: RefSeq, a predicted model, not a curated record
AUGACUCCCCCAACUCUACCAAAAGACUUCCUGUGGGGCUUUGCGACAGCAAGUUACCAGAUAGAGGGAGCUCCGCAUGAGGACGGCAGAGCAGACAGUAUCUGGGAUACGUUCUGCCGCAUCCCCGGCAAGAUCGCCGGCAACGAGAACGGAGACAUCGCUUGUGACUCUUACCACCAGUACAAGCAAGAUGUAAAGCUUCUGAAGGACAUGGGUGCUCGAGCAUAUCGUUUCAGUAUCUCGUGGUCUCGCGUCAUCCCUCUGGGAGGACGUAAAGACCCCAUCAACGAGAAAGGACUGCAGUAUUAUAUCGAUCUUGUGGACGAGUUGCUCGCCAAUGGCAUCGAGCCCAUGGUAACCUUGUUCCACUGGGACCUCCCUGAAGCGCUUGAUCAGAGAUAUGGAGGUCUGCUUAACACAGAAGAGUUCGUUGCCGACUUCGAACAGUAUUCCCGUACCAUCUUCGAGGCACUAGGAGAAAAAGUAAAGUAUUGGGUGACCUUCAACGAACCCUGGUGUAGCUCGAUCCUGGGUUACAACGAAGGUGCCUUUGCUCCAGGAAGGACCAGCGACCGCUCGAAAUCGUCAGUCGGCGAUAGCAGCACCGAACCAUGGCUAGUAGGCCACAAUCUACUGAUUGCCCACGGUGCAGCCGUCAAGGUCUAUCGAGAAGAAUUCAAGCCAAGUCAAAAAGGACAGAUCGGAAUCACCUUGAAUGGUGAUUGGGUUGAACCCUGGGAUCCUGAAGACCCCGAGGAUGUCGAAGCCUGUCAGAGAAAGCUCGAGUUCUCCAUCGCCUGGUUUGCUGAUCCUGUUUACCACGGCGACUAUCCCGAAAGCAUGCGCAAGCAACUUGGAGAUCGCCUGCCAAAGUUCACGCCCGAACAGCGCGCAUUGGUUCAGGGCAGUAACGACUUCUACGGCAUGAACCACUACUGCGCAAAUUACAUCAAGCACAAAUCAGGCGAGGCAGAACCGCAAGACUACCUUGGAAACUUGGAGUCUCUGCUCUCCAACAAAGACGGGCAAGAUAUUGGCCCUGAAACUCAAAGCCCGUGGCUGCGACCCUAUGCUAUCGGUUUCAGAAAGCUACUCAAAUGGAUAUCGGAUCGCUACGGGCGCCCCACCAUCUACGUUACCGAGAACGGCACGAGUCUGAAGGGUGAGAACGAUCUAUCGAAAGAGAAAAUACUCGAGGAUGACUUCCGUGUUUGGUACUUCAAAGAGUACGUCAAUGCCAUGGCAGAUGCAUACACCAGUGACGGCGUGGAUGUCAGAGGAUACAUGGCUUGGAGCUUGAUGGACAACUUCGAGUGGGCUGAAGGAUUCGAGACUCGCUUCGGAGUCACAUUCGUUGACUACAAGAACGGUCAGCAGAGGUUCCCAAAGAAGAGUGCAAAAGCCAUGAAAGGACUUUUUGAGUCGCUCAUGCUCAAGUCGUAG